This is a messenger RNA of Hemisphaericaspora subhashii, 327 nucleotides long. RefSeq lists its product as uncharacterized. The record is from RefSeq and is a predicted model, not a curated record. The coding region runs from base 1 to 327 and encodes 108 amino acids. NCBI's taxonomy places the organism in Eukaryota, Fungi, Ascomycota, Pichiomycetes, Serinales, Debaryomycetaceae. The transcript has a single exon.
AUGAGAUUAUCCACCUUAUUAGUAGUUGCUGCUUCUACCGUUACCGUAUUCGCUGCUGAUACCAGUAGUACUUCCGAACAUUCCUCAGCAAGCUCGAUUGCUUCCAAAGUGGAAUCUAAAGUUUCUUCAGCAGCAUCCGAAGUGGCAUCUAAAGUUACAUCAGCAGCAUCUGAAGCAAAAUCAGCUGCUUCUUCCGUUUUAUCAGCCGCAAAGUCUGGUGAAUCUUCCGCAACUAAAUCUGGUUCUACAUCUAAAGCUGAAGCUGCUGGUAUUGUAGGUGCUGGUGUUGGUGGUUUAGCUGCACUUGCCGGUGUUUUAUUAUUAUAA